AUGUCUCCCCCUCUCGAUAUGACACCAGUAGACAAGCUAGAGUUCCUAAUCCUGGUUGACAACUUCGUAGAGUGGCUAUCAGCUCUCCCUCCAGGAUUCACCCAAGAACUACCCCAACACAUUUUAUCCAAAGAUGUACCUAUAGACACAUUGACCGGAUUACCUAUGGUAGAUUUAGAUAACUACUGCUGUGGUGCUCAUGGAUUAUCAAUCCUGAUUAAAACAACUAUAAGCGAUCAAACUCAUACAGUAUUAUUCGAUUCAGGUCCUGACCCACAUUCGAUCGAGCGAAAUAUCAAAUCUAUGAAACUCGAUUUAACUCAAUUAGAAGGGAUAGUAUUAUCGCAUUGGCAUAGGGAUCAUUCAGGAGGAAUAACAAAAGUACUAGAAAUGAGAGAAGAACAGAUACGUCAAUCUGCACAAGGGAUCGAAAAUGUUGCAGUAGAUUUACAUCCUUCACGACCUAUACGAAGAGGUAUCUCCAGACCACCAGAAUACAAACCUAUAUGUACCCUUCCAACUGAUCCGACGUUCGCCGAAAUACAGGAUCGCCAUGGACAAGUAGAAUUGAAUGAUCAACCGCAUGAGAUGAUAGAUAAGAAGGGUAAUAAAAUGGGCAUAGGGAUCAGUGGAGAAAUCGAGAGAGUUACAGAGUUUGAAGUGGGUCUACCGGGAGCGUUAACUUGGAUGAAGGAUGAGAAUGGGGAAGAAGGUUGGUUUAAUGAUCAUUUGAUCAAAGAUGAGAGAUAUGCUGUGGUAGAUGUAAAAGGUCAUGGUUUGGUGGUAUUUAGUGCCUGUUCUCACGCAGGUAUCUGCAACGUCAUCCACUCUCUCCUCCCUCUCGACCGUCCAAUCCACGCUAUCGUAGGUGGACUUCACCUCGCACCAAUUCAAAGUCAACCUGCAAAACAGACCGCCGAAUUUCUUUCGGAACGUAUCGUCCCUCAGCCGAAUUACGUCUUACCUCUGCACUGUACGGGAUUAGAGGCGAGGGCGAUGUUGAGAGAUAGACUGGGUGAUAGGGUCGUACAUUGCGGGACGGGUAUCAGUGUAGUGUGGAGUGGGACGGAUGAGGAUGACGAGAUACUGGAUGAGAAGGGGGGGUUCAAGAUUGUUAGCUGA
This is a messenger RNA of Kwoniella botswanensis, 1122 nucleotides long. RefSeq lists its product as uncharacterized. Lineage: Eukaryota; Fungi; Basidiomycota; Tremellomycetes; Tremellales; Cryptococcaceae. Bases 1 to 1122 code for a protein of 373 amino acids. The record is from RefSeq and is a predicted model, not a curated record. Gene Ontology annotation, molecular function: transferase activity. The transcript has 6 exons.